Hippocampus comes (tiger tail seahorse) is the source of this 1925-nucleotide messenger RNA. It is a transcript of the gene scoca, whose product is annotated as short coiled-coil protein a. Lineage: Eukaryota; Metazoa; Chordata; Actinopteri; Syngnathiformes; Syngnathidae. Gene Ontology annotation, cellular component: trans-Golgi network. The transcript is spliced from 4 exons. The coding region runs from base 428 to 670 and encodes 80 amino acids. The record is from RefSeq and is a predicted model, not a curated record.
GGCAUUAUUCGCCCCAGGCCUCAUGUCAGAACAGACAUAAGAGAUGUGUUGCUUGACAGCAGAGCGUUAAUCACAGUGUAGCUUCAGCACAGUUUCAGUUACGUAAAACAGAUUCAAAUCCAAGCUUUGGUGUGAGCAUGCGAUAGAUAAAACAGAUAUAGCAUAAAAUCGACAGACAGACAGAUAAUUUCAUGGUAAAUAGUUAGGGCGCCCCCUGUCAGCCGGGGUUGGCUCACACAUUCAGCGGUGAGGAAUCCUCAUCAUUCAGCCGUUGUCGUCAUCGUCAUUGUAGCAUCGUGUGCGUGCUCGUGUGUGUCUGUGUUUGUGUUUGCAACGACACUCCGUAUUUCGGAGAGCACACAGUCUUGAUUUCGUGGACAGCAGAUCUGCAGCCCUGUAUACUAAGCCAGAGAACGAUCUCUUCAUCAUGAACUGCGACAUAGAUGGGGACAUGGAGAACCAGGUGGAGAUGGAGGAGAAGACAAGGCUCAUAAAUCAGGUGUUGGAACUUCAGCAUACUCUGGAAGACCUGUCUGCGCGGGUGGACGCGGUCAAAGAGGAAAACUUGAAGUUAAAGUCGGAGAACCAGGUCCUGGGUCAGUACAUCGAGAACCUCAUGUCUGCGUCCAGCGUCUUUCAAACCACGGACACCAAGAGCAAACGCAAGUGAGUUUGGGCUGAGACGAUAGACGUGUAGGAGGCGGGUAACGUCCUUCCCCAGACUUCCCUGGUCCCAAAUUGAAAAUGCUUCGUCACCUGUUCUGCUUGCUCUGGCAGCACUGAUUCACUUUUGAUUUGUCACAUGGCACUUGUUUUGGGUUAUUAUCGCAGCUCAAUCAUUGACAAGACAUGUGGAGCCCUAAUUGCGUGUGCAAGGCAUACAUGUAAAAAAAAAAAAAAAAAUCCAUGUGUAGGUAAUUUGUAAAUGGGUGCUAAAGGAUUGCAGAUAAUUGUCGAGCUUAAUUAGACUUGAAUUAACAUUCACAACACAACUGUUGUACAUGCAACUCGCCACACACGGGCAAAUAUCGAUCGACACAAAUAGACAAUUGCCAGGUGUUCAAAGUUUUUGCUCUCGCUAUUACAGAUGAGAGACGUGCGCCUAAAUUAGUCCACGAAAGGGUCAUGAGUCACUUCUUACUUUUCUGUAUGUCUGAUGUCAUAGCUUUGCACCGUUGUCACCAACCUGGUUUUCUGUUGAAUGUGAUCCCCGCUUGUCUCAGCCUUCAUCGUGUAAGUGGGGUGAAGCAAACCAGGCUAUAAUCAAUAAUGUUUUUUUAUUUCUAAUGUAUUCGUGUUUUUGUCAUUAAGUCAUCAUGACCACACGUUGCAUGAGUGUUUUUCUCCACUGCCAAGCAGAACGGUGUUCCCAUAAAGUGUAUUAGAAUGGCAUGUAGACCUUUAGUUAAAACAUAUGUAUAAUGAAUCCUAACUCGUUUUGUCAGUCAUGAUACAAAAAAGAAAUGUUUUUUUUUUUUGCUGCUGCUGCAUCUGUAUGAGUUGAGACAGGAAGCGCUAGACGCAAGCAGAGAUCAGAAUGCUUUCUACGCCAAAGCAGUUAAGUGCAUUUGAGUGCUAUUGAUCUCCUGUCGGAGACAAGGACAGGAAAUGGAUGCUGGUCUCCACCUUGAACUGCAAAAUGAAGGGCAUGUCCCUUUUGAAAAAUGGAAUUAGCAUCAACAAUAAAAUGCUCGUCGAAUGUUCGCUUGAUUGGAAAAGUAGUAAUUCAUGUUAUAACAGUUGGUGGAACCUAACUACUCAUUAAAGGGAAAAGUUGUAAUUUAUUUAAAUGAUUUUGAUAUAUUUAGGUUGUAUGAAAAGUAUUUUAGAGAAUAGUGUACACUCCAGGAGCCAUCUUGUGUGAAGAUACCAUGCACUGUUACUUUGAAACAUUGUUUAUAAUAAAAGCUUUAGUUCUACGCUCA